CUUGCUGGCUCACUUCUAAAGAACAUGGCCGCCGAAAAUGUUUGAUUUCCAGCAAGUUUCUGUCGAAAAAAAACUUCAUGUAAACGAAGUAUAUAUUCCUAUUUUACGAAAGUAGUUCACUCGUAAUAAAAAUUGAACAUUCUCAAAAUGGAUGAAGUAAAAACAAUCCCAAGCUCUGUUGUGUCUGUGAUCAGCGUGAAUAAAGACAGACAAGGUGAUACCAUAAUUAAACGAGAUGAUACUAGACGAGAUGAGACCAAGCGAGAUGAUAGACACAGGGACGGUCGAGACAAAGAGGCAGACAAACAUAGAGAUCGUGACAGUGAACUCAGUAAAAGCAAGAGAAGUCGUGAAAAGAGUAGUCACAAGGAUAAGAGACGAGAUAGAGAACACAAGAGUCGACGUAAAGACAGACAUAAAGACAGAGAUAGGGAUAAAGAUAGGGAGAGGGACAAAGAUAGGGAAAGGAGAAGAGAUCAUGAUAAAUCCUCAAGGAAACGUUCAAGGUAUGUAACAAGUAUGUGAGCUUGCUCCUGUAUGGAAUGAGACUUUUUUGUUUACCAGACAUAUGGUCAAUUUCACAUGAGACAUUGAAAAUGGCAAAAUUGCAAAAUGCAACAUUAUGUGGUGCUAACCACAUGUUUCCAUAGUUAACACAUUGGAUUAUCAUAAAUCAAAACGAUUUUUGAAUUUUGGCCCAUGCCCACUCUGCGGCAAACCGUCAAAUCUGCACUUGUUUGUUGCUAUUGUUCUGUGGAUAAAGUGUGUUUAUUUAAAAUAAUUAUAACUCAGUCACUUUAACUUUGAAAUAAGUUAUAUUUCUUAACAAACACAGUCUAUAGUUCACAUAUCAUGAUGACAAUGUUAGAUCAGACAAUAUCCAGUGUUGCUGUGAUUUAUGGUACAUUGAAGUUCGGGUAAGAGAAAUGUAAUGUCCGCAACAAAAAAACAAUUCAAUUUAUUUUUCAGCCAAACGUCUAGCUCUUUUGACAUUAUAUUUGUGCUGCUUUUUUAAAAUGGUAUUAACAUUAUUUUAGACUGGAAAAAGACAAUAAAAAGUAUUAACAUGUCUUGAAUAAUGUGUUGCGGACAUUACGUUGCAGACAUUAUCAUUUUUGAAAUUGGAGAAUUAGAUGCUUAUAUAAUUGUCUUGCUUGAAUUCUAUAGUUAUUUUAAGCUUGAUGACUUAAAAAUAGAACAUUAAAAGGACUAUGGGACCCUUACUUUUAACUAUAAUCACUCCGUGCUGUAUACACAAUCACAGUGACACAAUUCAUCAUGGAAAGUUUCCAAGUUACAUAUAAUGCCACUACCGUAUUAAUUAUACUGCCAUUGUACCAUCAGUUUUGUAAGGCAUAUGUUGUUAAGAGCAAAAUCAUGUUUUAAUUCAUGUUUGUUUUGAUCAUCUUCCACUAAACCCAGGGGUGUUAAUUAUCCCCACCAAAUGUAGUAAAUGCAAAACUGUCAAAUAGAAUGGUCUACAAACAUGACACUUUAUUUGCUGCACAACCCAAGUCAUUGCCUGAGUCUAUGCGCAACAAAUAUUGCACUUUUGAAAGAUAUUAUUGUCAACAGAAGAUUAUAUACUGUAAUAUAUGUGACCAUGAUUUCAUCCCAGGAUUUAUGGUGGUAUACACAUGGGCAUACAGGAAGGAAAAAAUUAGGGGGGAGGAAAGAAAUUUGCCUGACUUUUUCGGAUUGUGCCCGCGUUGUUAAAAAAAUUUCCGGAGAAACUUUCCAAAAUUGUUGUCGACGGGGGGGGAGGGGGGGACUAGUGAUUACGAAGAAUUCCUAUUGGAUAGAUAGCAUAUUUCCCACAAAAUUGACAGAAUUCCCCACAAAAUUGACAGAAUUUGUCCCAUUUAUUUUUAUAAUAAGCCAAUAUUGCCCAAGUGUGAAGCGAAUAUUGCCCGACUGGCUUUGUUUGCCUAACAAACUGGACUGCCGCCCCCUCCGCCCCCCGCCCGGUACGCCCAUGGGUAUACAAAUGUAAGUAGAAUUAAGCUAGAAUGCCUGUUAUGUGGACUAGAAACAUUGAAGUGCAUAAUCAGUCACCCAGUUUUGAUUUCCUAUCAUUUUUAAUACAGAUUCCUAUACAAUCCCAAAAAUGUAAUGUCCGCAACAGUUUCAGUGUAAUGUCCGCAACACAAACUUUGUACUAUAAAAGCUGCGCAAGGACAUUGUAGAACAUCUCGCUUUCAUAUUUUUUAACCCCAAUUAUCACUGAGAGCAGGAAGUGUUUUAGUUCCUUUGAUACCUUUCAAAGUUCACAGGAAAUUACAUUUUAAAAACAUCACUUCAAUGUGUGGUUGAUUUUGCUGUAAUGUCCGCAACAGUACUUUGACUUUUUAUUACAAGAAUUGAUUACGAGGGAAUUUUGUUUUAUUUUAUGAAAUCCUAAGAGGUCCCCUUAAGGUUUUCUAUGACAAAGUUCCCAGAUCUGAAACUGUUGCAAACAGGAAACAGAGCAUGUUUUGUAUUAAUUGUUUUCCUGUGAAUGUAAUGUCCGCAACGUGAAAUUGCCCAUAUGUAGGUUGUACACUGGACAUUUCCAGCGCACUGUGCUUACAUUCCUUAAAUAUAGAGCUUGCUGCAGUGCUUGGCAAUUAGGCUAAGUAAGAGAAAAAUUUUAAGAUCUUCAAAUAUUGCUCUUUUAAUUAAAGUUUAGGCGCUUUUUUUUUAAACCUUCAAAUAUUGCUGUUUUAAAGUUUACCAAAUAACCUAUAAACACACAGCAAAUAUUGAAGUUUACUCAUAAAAUGUAAAUAUAUUAAAAUAUUAGAACAGCAAGCGAGAGUUGACAAAAAGUUCCAAACGGCAACUGAACUAUGCUGAAAGGAGCAAAAUGGCCGAAAUAUACUACUAAGGGCCUGUUCAUAUCAUCCCGCUUACCGGGACGUCUCGCUUACCGAGACGAAUAUUUCCGUGCGUUCAUAUGGAAUAUUUCGUCCCGCUUGCCGAGAUGAAAUUACAUUGUAGUUCUAUAAUUAGCGUAUGCAAAACUUCUACAUUUCAGUCAAGUAACACAAAUACUUGGCGAUUUUAGUGUUUUUCUUCGUUUAUUUACAAGAAAAAGUAUUGCUUCAGGUGGUUAUUUGAUACUUGUUUACAAAACAAACAUAAAACCAAGUAAAAAGUGUUAAAUUAAACCGGCAAGACUUGUUUCACUUCAUCCCGGUAAGUGGGCUGGCGUGUUCAUAUGGAAAAAUUUUCAUCCCGCCUACCUAUGAUCUCGGCAAAUUCAAGCGAGAUCUCGGCAAGCGGGCCAGCUUGCUUUCUCAUAUGAACACAAUGCAAAAUUUUAUAGGAAAAUAGAUAGGCGGCGAGAUCAUCGGUAAGCAAAACGUCCCGGUAAGCGGGAUCAUAUGAACAGGCCCUAAGUGGAAAUUCAUUGAAAGGCUCAAAUAUAAAACAUAAAAAAAAUCAAUGUGGCAGGGCCUUAAGUGGUUAUAUGUCUGUCAAGCCAGUUUUGAAAAAAACUAAAUGUUAUACAAAUUAAAGUUAGAUGUUUAUAUUUUUAUGCAAUCAUUGGAAGCUUAUUCUUGUGUUCUUAUGCAUCUCACAAUUUGACCUAGUUCUAAAUGGGUGGUUUAAUGUAGUAAAUGACUCACUGGAAACUCAAAUACACUCGUGUGUAACAAUAUAUAAAGGAAGUUAAUAGGAACUAUAUAAGAUUUGCUUCUGGUGUAUAUCAAUGUAUGCAUCCUGGCAUAGACAAUUUUUCUGGUGGGUGCAGGGGAUCAUACGCCAGAAAUAUUUUGCACCCCCACUGAAAGUUUUUCCACCCCACCUAGAGAAAUCUGCACAUACCCAGAAGUUUAAAAUAAUGCUUGUUUGAUUAAAUGAUUAUUUUAUAGUACUGCAUGAUUGAAACAAAGAUUUUGAACUAAGUAAGACUUAAAGGAUUUUGAACUUAACUAAGACCACAAAUCUCAAAAUUUCCUGUGGGCAAACCUUAACCAAAGCCUGUCCCCACUAGCAACUGUGCCCCCAGACCUGCCUCGUACCAAGGCGCUUUAAAUAAUUAUAAUACAUGAAGUAUUCAGGUAGGCAGGCGAAGCGCGAAGGGGCUGUUGGGAAGGAUGCGUGCUGGGGAGCGCCUGGCAGUUUUUGUAUACUGUCAUGGCGGGAAAACAUGGAAUUUAAUACAAAAAGUUACCAUAUCGUCAUAUACUCUGUGUGUAAAACCUUACUUUUCGAUGAAGAGUGUAAUUGAACGCCAUUGACAAAUAAUAAUAAAUUUGUUGAUGUUUGAUGACAUACAAAAUGCGCGAAAAAUUAUGAGUAAAUUACAUAUGGCAAGUUAACCAUGCGAAUAUUUCGAAUAUAUAAUGUCAUUCGGUAUUAUAUGGAGAAUAAUAGAAUUUAUGCUAUCAAUUGCUUAGUAUAAAAUAGUAACAGAGAAAUGAUUGGAAAGUCAUAUAAUUGCUUUUGUAUUAAUGACUUCUUUAGCUGAAGGCUCGAUCACAAUGUCAAUUUCUAAUUUUCUAUUCUAAUCUAUUAUUAAAAUGUAUACUGUAAACAAAAGCCCAAGUAAAUAAAAGUUCACAACCGUAAAGUUUGAAAUAUUUAUUACAACAGUGCAAUUUAAUUCAUAGUUUAUAUAUACCUUUAUAUAAUUAUAGCUUACAAAUCUAGUUCUGCUGUGCAAGUUUAGUUCUUCAACGCUUCGGUUGUUGACAUGUUAAUAUUCCAGGACUUUAAAUAAGGCAUAUGUCAUAUAUACCAAGAAUAACAGCAUGAAUUCACGCCCAGAUGACAGAAGAAUAUUAGGCCAAUGAAAAUUGAUAUCAUGUUUCUCGUCCCCACCCGCAUGGGAUUUAUCUGCCGCACGAAAAUUUUUCAUUAUUCAUUAUUUUUGAAAAAUAGGCUUAACAAGACACCAAAUUGAUCUCCAGAUCAAAGACUUAUUGCUGCAUUCCGCAAGCGCAACUCAAAUUGUAUCUUUCUAAAGAUAUUACUCGCCAGAAUGUCUUAUUCCAAGCUACUUUAAGAUGAAGUUUUAAUUAGUCAUUAUAGUAUGUACAAUCAUAUAUAUCUUAAUCUUUGUAGAUCAAGGUCACCUGGUAAAUCAAAAGAUGAGAAGAGAAUCAAGUAUGCCUUACUUACUAUUUCUUUGGCUGGAGUAUUUCUUGAAUGCAUACUUUCUGUUAUUGAGCUAUCAAUAAUAUUUAACCACAUACAGUAGAAUAGUUUAAGGUUAGAAAGAACAAUUAAUGAUAUUAACCAAAGAGAAAAUUUUGGGGCUUAAAAAGUUCAUUUUCCAUUUCUAUUUGUUUUAAAGGUCAGGUUCUCCAAAUAAAACAAAGGAUGAGGAGAAAUCAAAGUAAGAGAGGCUAUCUAUAAUCUAUCGAUUUAUCUAAUAUCUUAACUACAGGAACCUUCAUAUAACACACGCUUUGGGUUUGCUGCCCUUUGUUUGGAGGUGUCUGCUGUCUAGACGUCAGAGGUUUAGUGACAGUAGCAAGAUAAGACAAGCGUGCAAUAUAUAUGGUGAUAGUGAAGUUUUGCUAGCUUUUCAAUUAUAUCUUUUCACAGUUCUAUAUAGGGUCUACAGUACAUACACAAUAAUUUUGCAGAAUGGCUGGAAGCCUGGGAUAAGGUUUUUCAUGUUCAUAGUUUGUAUGUACAGUAGUUUGUUCUGUAUACUGCACACAAACUAUUUGCAUGAGCUGCUCUUUAUAUAGAAGUUGAUUUUGCUUGCAUUUAGUCUGUUUGUAAGACAGGAUGGUAUUAUACAAUUACUUUAUGGUUUCCGUGUUUGGAUGGCCUGAUCCAAACACGCGGGAAUGUUGCGAGAGUUAAGAAAAGCGAGCGAAAUCACGAGCCGAAGGCGAGUGAUUUUGCCCGCUUUUCUUAACUCGAGCAACAUUCCCAAGUGUUUGGAUCAGUCCAUCCAAACACGGAAACCGUAAAGUAAUUGUUUUAUAAAAUAACAACAACACGGUAGUCUUCCGUGUUUGGAUGGCCUGAUCCAAACACGGCUUUCGACCAAUCAGAAUAUGCGUUAUAUACAUGUUAUUUUAUAACCCAUAAUAGUGGGUGUGCUAAUUAUCCUUACUUGCAGCUGAGAGCUAACUAAAGUUGAAUUGCAAAGGAACAACCCAACCUCAAUAAGUCAAAGGCUUUCUAAGUGGCCCUGUCAGACAGCUUAAUAUGCAGUGGGAAAAAAUGGUGAAAACAACACUAUCAAUGGAAUUUGCAAUUAUUAUAUCCACAGUAUAUCAAUAUUAUUUCCAUACUUUAUCCAUAGUAUGGAAAUUGCAAUUAGUAUGAAAAUUGGAUUUCCAUACUAUUUUGAAUGAAGAUCCACACUAUUUACAUAGCCUAGUAAGUAUUUUGAAAACAAGUACGAUCAUACUAUAGUGGACCAGGAACUGCGUGACCCAGUUUCGAUCUUGUGCAAAUCGUUAAAUGUUCAAAACCUUCGAGACUUUGACUUGAUAAACAAAUAACUAGUCACUUGUGAAACUAAUGUUCUCGAAGUUGGCAACGUCGACUGAGUUCGCUAAAUGUUUUGCUUUAAUUUGGUCAUGCAAGGUAUACUUGAUCCGGGCAAAAUGUCAGUCUAGUGCCGUGUAUAAAUGAGGUGUAAAUCUGGACAAAGCAUUGAUAACUAAAUGGGCAGUUUUCAAACUGGGGCAUUGAUAACUAAGCAUUGAUAACUAAAUGGGCAAAUUUCCUUGCAUUUGAAUUCGAUAGAUAAGUUAAAUGUCCCACAAUAUUUAGAAAAAACAUGCCGUGCCUAAGUCAGUUAACUUUUGCCGUGCAUCAAAUUUUGCCGUGCCGUGCGUGCCAUUAAUUGCAAAAUAUUGCAGCUACAGUGCAGUCGUGCACGUGCCGUGUACGAGGCUUAAGUUAAGGUAACAAAUUAUCUGAAUUGUUGCUAGGUUAAUGCAAUUUCAUCUCGCUUAGUCAUGGCUUCAUAACUGCAUGCUUGUGCUAAAAACAAAUUUACAUGUCUUUGUUUUUACGGUUCACGAUUUUCUAUCGGACUAUGAAGAAUAUUAUACUGUACUGUAUAAUAGCCAGAUACAUGUAGCAAUAAUACUCCCCUGCGCUUUGAGAAACUAAGCCAGCGCGUGUUAAAUUUACUAGUCUCUUAUACGUUUUCACAUUCUCAUUCUCGAGAAGCUUUAGACUAUUGUGAUUGUGUUCACAACAAUAGACAAGACAAUGUCUUUCUUAUCGUUUGCGUUUGCUGAUAUAUUUGCUGAAUAUUAAUGAUAUGUAUAUAUUAUUUGCUACAGAUACAGUCAAAAAUUGCUUGUAUCUUGCUUCUAAAGUCAAAAGUGAAAAAUCGAACACCGUCAAUCGAUGCGGAAUAUUGCUAAGAAUAAUUGUGUUAAAUUUCAUUCCGAUCAGACAAGUAAUGGCGGAGCCUUAGGGUUUUUUCAAAGAGCGUCGCCCCCUAACAACAACAACAACAACAACAACAACAACAACAACAACAACAACAAGAUUAGCAGCGAUUGGGGACCAGUUCCUGGUCCAAAAAUUUCUGGUGACACCUCAUGUCUCAUCAUGGAGCCCAGCUACAGUCCAAUUUUUGGGGUUGUCUUAUCCCAUCCCAACUCAUCCUGUCAACAUGAACUCACUGUUCAUUGUAUGGAUGUGUCUGUUGGUAGAGAUUCCAAUGUUAGAAUUUUUUGAAGUACUAAGAAAGAAAGACAGAAAUAAUUUAUUUUUAGAUUAAACAUACUUAGUUAUACUUACCACUUAUUUUUAGGGAGCAACAAGAAGAAGAGGGGAAACAAAAGACAGAAAAAGAAACUGAGAAAGCACCAAAGAAACAACCUUUAUCGUUGGAAGAAAUGAUUGCGAGACGUGAAGCUGAGAAAAAAGCCCAAGAAAAGGUUGAUAUAAAAGUAGUAGUUUUACGUAUUGGUAUAGUGACAGGGAUAUUUGCAAGAGAUCUUUUCCAUAUGGCCUUUUAAUUUUGUUACUGAGUGUACAGCAAUAUUGCAAACAUGCCCAGGAGAUUUAAAACUGUUCUUUGGGAACGUUUGUAAAGCAUAAAUUUUCUGUGUGGAGAAGAUUAUAAUGUAUAUAAAUACAAAAUAUAUUGAAAAGUAUAUUGAAAAUAUAAUGUAUAAAUACAAUUAUUGAUUGCAACGUAUUCAAUAACUGCAGCAUAGAAGGAUUGUUCAGUUUAGGAUUGGGUGGAAUGAUGAAUUGGGCUCGUUAUCUGGGACCAGUUGUUUGAAAGCCAGUUUGCUUAAUCCUUGGUUAAUAUAAAACGUCAAUGCAAACUUUCCAACAGUUUGUUUGUACUAGAAACUUGGAAAUAUUUAUCCAGAAGUCUUGUCUGGAUCAUAUUCUUGACAGACGUGCAGAGCAGAAAUGCAAAAACCAAAACAGUGGGUUACAUUUUAAUCCAGGAUUAGCGCUAAUCGGUUUCGAGCAACCGGCUCCUCAAGUUUGUUCCACAUUAUAUAACCCUGAUAUGUAAGAAGUUACAAGUCUUCCAAGCCCCAUUGAAUAAUUAUGGUGAAUAUUUUUUCAUCGUCACUUAAGUGUUGUUAACAAUUUUCAAAUCGAUAUAAAAAGUUUAUUGUCUUGGUUUCUCUAGCCGAAAUUUUUAACGAAAGAAGAAAGAGCCGCAGAGGCGUUGAGGAAAAGACAAGAAGAAGUUGCAGAGAAACGAAAGAAACUAGAGGUAUAAUUCAGUGGAAUGUUUUAAUACACCUUUUAAUAAUAAUAAUAAUAACAACUUUAUUUAUAACAGACAGCCUACAUCACUACUCAAGUGCUUUUCAGCAGGGCUCUGUAUAUUACAUUCCGUUAUAUUAUUAUGUAAGAAAGUUAAAAGUUCUAUUCUAUAUAGAAAAAGUAGACUAUAUUAAAAGUUUAAGUUCGUUCUAUAUUGAUUUAAAAAAUUUAAAAACAGCACGUUUAAAAUUAGAUAAAGAAGACGAAUUUCUAAUAUUUUCAUCUAAAAGGUUCCAGUCCGCAAUGAAAUCACAGUUUGAUCUAAGCAGUCCUUUGCAAGUACUGGAUUUCAUUGGCCGUAAAUCGUUCUUAUGUCUUGUAUUGUAACUGUGAACAUCUGCAUUUCGGAUAAAUGUGUUAUCAAUAUCAUUUAUCCCAUUUAUUGAUUUAUAUACAUAGAGGCAUCUACGUAUACUUCGCCUUUGCUUCAGGGUAGACCAGUGUAACAUUCUUAGGGCAUCACUAGAAGAGGAAAGCAUUGGUCUGUCCAGUACCAACUUUGCUGCCUUGUUGUGCAAUACUUGUAAACUAUCCAUCAUAAUCUUGUUUUUCUUAUCUCCCCAUACCAGGCUACCAUAAUCCAGUAAUGACGUGAUCAUUGUAUUGACAAAUAUUAUCCGUGCAUGCUUAGGUAGUAGGUGCUUUAUUCUGCGCAGGAUGCCGAGGCGUUGUGAGACUUUUAUCUGUAGCUUUUCGAUGUGACUCUUCCAAGAGAGGUUCUCGUCAAUAACAACACCAAGGUACUUAAAAUUUUGGACUCUUUCCAAUGGUGCAUCAUUUGCGAUUAGCUGAAUGUUUGCAAACUCUUUCAACUUUCUUGAAUUUCCGAUAAUCAUCAGUUUUGAUUUGGGAACGUUUAGCAACAACUUGUUUUUCCGAAGCCAAUUCAUGACACCUUGUAGAUCGAAGUCCAAUUUGGCUUGUAAUUCUACUGCUGUUGAAGCCGGACAAAACAUUGCUAUGUCAUCUGUAAAAAUUACCAUACGGCAGUUUUCCAAGCAUGAUUGCACACCAUUAAUGUAAAUUAUAAACAACAAUGGGCCAAGUAUAGAGCCUUGCGGCACUCCAACAGUGAUCUUUAAGCUUUCAGAUAGUGAAUUUGCAAUGAUUGUUUGUUGAGAUCUGUUUGAAAGGAAAGAUUGAAACCAGCACAGUGUUUGACCUUGAACCCCAACACUCUUUAAUUUUUUCAUUAGAACUUGAUGGUUUACUGUGUCAAAAGCCUUUUUUAGGUCUAGAUAAACAACACCAGUUACUUGUUUAUUAUCCAUAUGCUUGAGUAUGUCGUCAGUAAAAUUAGUCAGGGCCAUUUCAGUUGAACGAUUUGCUCGAAAUCCAAAUUGCGUCGAGGUUAGAAUGGAAUUUUCCUUUAGAUAACCACCCAGUUGAUCAUGUGCAAUCCUUUCGAUAACUUUACUAACGGCCGGGAGGACUGAGAUAGGGCGAUAGUUAUCUUUAGAUGUCCUUUCUCCAUCUUUAAAUAACGCAAACACCUUUGCGGAUUUCCAUCUCUUAGGAAAACAUCCAUUAAGGAAAGAAUUGUUGAUAAUUCUUGUAAGUACGGGAGCAAUUACACCAGCCGCAUCCUUCAUCAUUCUUACACUAAUCUUGUCUAAUCCAGCACUUUUGUUAGAUUUCAGCUUGAGCAACUCAGAUUCAACAUAGUCACUUGUGACACUUAGAAGCUGAAAUUCAGAUGGAUAAUUGUACUUAAUGUUGUCAGGCCAGAUAGUUGGUAAAUUAGUGAAAACUUUCUGAAUCUUUUUGCCAAUAGAGGUGAAAUAUUUAUUAAGAAUCGUGGCAAUGGUCAUGCUUCCAGUACGUAAUUUGCAGUCGUCAUAUAUGGCGUUUAUAUCGGAGUUUGUUGAGUGUGGCCGGGUUUCUUUUAUCGCUUUCCACAUCUUUCCCCCAUCACCUUUACUGUCUUCGAUUAGCUUACAAUAAUAUUCAGACUUAAUUUUCCUCUCUAACUGAUUUGUAGAGUUUCUCAGCGACUUGUACGAUAUGUACGAUAGUCAUGACUACUUUCUUGGCGUUGGAGCCUCGCUCUCAUGAACUAAGACGAAAGGCCAUUUGCUCACGAUCCAUGAGAACGAGGCUCCCAGGCCAAGAAGAGAUUUGUGACGUAAUUAUCGAAAUGGUGUAUGAUGUAUUAUUGCUUUCUCAAACGGUCUGUGCCAGUGUAGGUUGUGGCCGUUGUACCAAUAAUAAGAAAGUUUCGGAUUGAUAUAGCCUGCGAACAGGCUCUUUCGCAGGCUAGGAUUGACAGGGAUGCAACUACUGUACCUGAAAAAUACAAGGAGAACUUGACGUUUCGAGCGAAGGCUCUUCGUCGUUAACUUCCCAAGGAAGGGCCUUCGCUUGAAAUGUCGAAGUUCUGCUUGUAUUUUUCAGGUAUUUGCAUCCCUAUCAUUCCGAUGCUUUCUUAUUGCUUUCUCAGUCUCUUCAUUUGCGUUCAAAAUGGUUUGUAUGCUACACGUUAAAACUAUACUAUACGUUUAUUUUUCGCAUGGUAUGAUAUGCACCAAUGAUAACCAUAUAAUAAAGACUCGUAUAUAUGUAAAAAGGUAUAAUAUAAGCGCGUUUUGGUUCAUGAAACGCUAGAGAUUGCUUGAUAUCAUAACGAUAGAGCAAAUAAUUUUAUAGUUUCGCUUACAUCGAAGUUGCAACAACUCCCUGUUUCAUCAAUGAAGGAAUUUUCAGGUGGUUGAAGAUUCCUUUUUUCCAAUGCAUGGCUGAAGAUUCCUGAAGAUUCGCUGAAGAUUUUAAUAAAGGAAUUUUCAGAUGGCCGAAGGUUCCAAGAUAUCUUUGUUGCAUGAAAUUACAAGCUAUUUAUUAGCACUUAUUCUGAGAACAUACAAAAAAGACCAUUUCACAGAUAAUAAUUAAAACUCAAGGGUAUAAAACGGUGCCGAAAAUAAAAAUAAUUGGCUAGUAAAGCUAGAUAGCAGCGAAGUAAAGCUAGUUGUUGAAAUCUCUUAUUGGUGUUGAGGUGUUAAGCAAUAUUUUCUUCUAGAACUGUAAUGCAUCAUAAUAUGGUUACUGUAAGUAUAUAAUGAUCUUCAUUUCCAAAUUUAGGAAGAACGUAAAAUGAGAGAGCAGUUUCAAAAAGAAGCGGAUGCAACUAGAGGUGUGUGUUUAUAUGGUAUACGUCAUGCUGAGAGGGGAUUUUUUCAGUGAGAGAAAUUCCAGGCAGACAUUAUGAACAAUUUUUUGUGCAACUUAACCAUUUUCUUUAAAUACUUAGGAUAUGACCGAGACAGGCGAGAUCGAAGAAAUCGAAAGCCCGAGGAAGAUAACAAGGUGAUUAAAAUUACGUUUAAUAAGUAGUUAUUUGCAAUCUCAAGAACCACAGAUCCAGAACAAUCACCUAGAAUACCUCAUGCUUCCAUCACUUCCAUGCAAUAUACCAUUUUGCAAGUGCAAAUUUUUUCAGUACCAGUCCUUCCCUGGGGGUAAAUCGAUUCUAUAAAUAGAAUUUUACCCCAAUAAAUUGACACGGGUCUCAGUACGGAAUGGUUGUUCCCAAGGAAGAUUGGAACUAGAAGGAAAUUGAAUAAAUAUAUUGGUGUUUUUACUCACAUAGGUCUAUAGUUAUUAUUUCCUAUAUACUGUACCUUUAUUUCGUCCUAUGCUUUAUAAGAACAUCGGCAACAUGGCAAUAAACAUUCGUUACCUGCGUAAUUAGGUGACAAGAUAUCAACUCUCUUACAAUAAUUGCCGUUUAAUGCCUUCACAUUUAUGCCAAAUAUAAAUGCAUUCAAAUCACCCUGUUUCAUCUCUAAAGGCUAAAUUGAAAACUUUCAAAUUGUUUCAUCUCUAAAGGCUAAAUUGAAAACUUUCAAAUUUUGUUCUGAUAUUUUGUUUAGGGUAAUAACCCAGAUACUAUGAUGGAGAAAGAAGCCAUCAAGGUAGGUUCAAGAUGUCGACUACUCAACUCUGCGAAUGCAGUAUUCUUUUGGAACGCACUUGAGAUUGUGGGUCAGACGGGAACAAGAGUUGCACGAGUUGAUGAGAGUUGACUGGAUGUUACCCGCCAAACGAGCAAAAACUCUAAUAGAUUCUCAUCAAAAUAUGAACCAGUCCAAGUUGGUGAGACUUGAUGAGAGUGCAUGAGAGGCGACGAGAGUUGAUGUUGAAACACGAGCGAGAGUUCAACUCUGAUCCACUUUCAUUUGACGGUGGCUUGACUAUAAUAUUUGCUUAAUUAUAUACACGUUCUCCCAUGCAGACAAGCAUUUAGUCAUUACGAAAAUAUUUUGCGCACUUAAAUUGGAUAGACCCCGAUUCCAAACAUUGGUUCUAUGUAACUGUCUCAUAUAGUGUUGGUUCAGAGACCCGAAUGAUCAGUCAGACAGUAAUAGUAUUUGUGUAUUUAAUGGAAGGUUUCUUCUCCGACGUUCUAUAGAACAUAGGGUUUUCACAAUUUUUUUAACAUUACACAAGCCCUUAAAAUUUAUGUCGGUCGAUUGGGAAAAGUUGCAUAGAACUUAUCCCUCAGUUUCUAUUGGUCCAAGGUAGAGGAUGUACUUACGCUGAGUAACCUCCAAUGGCUCCAUGUACUUGAAAACUCGUAUAAAUGGAGUUCAUGGUUUUUCUCGAUGUCCUCCUGUUUUCCUCUCUUACUAGAAAGUAUAACCCUUAAUCCUUGCGCUUUAGUUUUUGAGCACAUUUUUAAUUAAUGAGCCUCUUGUCUUACAGUCUAUUUGAUUAAAUAACUCAUCAUAAAUAUGUUUACCUGUAUCUUUGAUGUUGUAAUAAAAAUCAAUGCUGUUGGAUAUUGCAUUUUUUUAGGCGAGAUACUUGGGCAUAACGAAAAAGAAACGUAAAGUACGAAGGUUGACUGAUAAGAAAUUUGUAUUUGACUGGGAUGUCAAUGAAGAUACGUCCGUAGAUUACAACCCGAUGUAAGUAAUUGCAGAACGACGGGGCUUUUUGAAAUGUAUUUUGGUCUUCGUUUUCCAGGUGGUAUUUAAACUCCCUAGGUUUAAACCUUUAAGGAUACCUCAGUUUCACCCUUAAUUACAAUUAGCUGAUGAGUUAUUGAAACUGGAUGUAUUUGAGAUUCUUUAAUAAUUAAACCUGGUAUAUCUGCAGAAAUAAGGCUUACUUAUGCACCAGUAUCUAUGGUAUAAGGACGUUUGUCUCAACAUUGUUUACAGUAGCUUUAACAUGAUAACUUUUGCAACCAUUUAAUUUUGGACUGUAUGGACUUUCAUUUGUUCUACUGGACUUCGAUAGGGAUAUAGGACGCCCCCUCUCUGGUUACUUAAGGCUGGUGUCGGGGCUCUGGGCCAGCUUCUUUCUCGUUUAAAGACGGGCAGUUUUGGGCUCAACAUAUGAAUCAAUAAGACAGGUUUUUGACGCUGUCAAUUUUGAACUUUUUUACAAAGCCGUCAUCAUUAAAGGCAUCUUUCAUCUAACAGCAUGAUAAUAGGAUCGAAAAUUUACAGUUUCAAAAACUCGUUUUGUUUGAUUAAUGUAUUCGUAUGGUUUUUCAGGAUAGCAUUUCAAUUAUUAUGGCUAUCUUUGUAGUCAUCUAUACAUCUCGUAUAAUAAAAAGUAAAACCUCACUUAUUUUAUCAACUUUCACAGAUAACGGACUCAUAAUGAACUGAUAAAAUAUCGCAUUGACCAUGGGAUUGCAUUAUACUGUAUAUUGCCAACGUGAUUAUAUGUUUUCACUCCUGUUACGUGUCUUUUUACAUAGAGUAUAAAAGUAUGUACAUUUUGUUGACAGUUACAAAGAGAAGCACUCCAUUCAACUCUUUGGACGAGGACAUAUUGGUGGAAUUGAUAUAAAGGUGGGUUCAAAAUGCAGUUAUCCAACUUCAAAAUUGGGUUUGCCCCUAUUUUGUGCUGUAUUUUGGUUGAAAUACGCAGAGAAUAAGUCGUUUCUCUUACUAGGGCGGUGGUUGGAUGCAAGGGGGGUUCAAUCACUACCAUUAAGGGACCAUUAACCGAUCAGAUGCGCUUGAUAUAUCCGAUUAACCAAUCGGAUGCGCACUAAGCCAGUGAGAGUGAGAGGUAGUGGAAGUCAAAUCUGAAUCUUGCUAAUAAUGUCCCUGGACCCUUCCCAUUCCACAAAACACUGCUGUGUGUAGCUCCAAAUGUUUAUGAACUUGGUCAACGGUUGCAAAUCCUGACCAUGGGUCGAUGAGCACCCGCCUCUACCAGAUCUGGCUGGAUCCAUCCCUGUUCCAAUAAACGUCAAAUGAAAUUUAAUAGGAAAUAAAAAUGGGGAAUCCGGCUUCCAUGUGAUCACACCGUGUGAUCACCUACUUCGAAAAUCAUCAGUACAUGAUAAGAAAGUUAUUUAAUGUAAUUCUGAACAAAGAUGUCAUGUCUCUGUUUGCAGAGUCAGAAGAAAUUAAGUCGUUUCUAUUCGGAACUACUGGAAGACAGAAGAACACAGGCAGAAAAAGACCAAGAAGUGUAAGUUUUAACAAGGAGAAAUUUCAGUUUCUCGUCCUUUCCGGUUGUUUAUAGUCCUGACAGAUAUUUUUCAUUGAAAAGUUAGCGAAUAACAAGAUACUGUAGGCUAGGAGAAUGAGCUGCGUUUGAUUUGAAAUCAGUGGGAAAACCAAUAGCGCGAGACUAUCAAUCACAAUACAAUAAACAAAGCAAACGAAUGGUUUCUGCAUGUAUCCAAAAAACCAUUCUAUUUCAUUUUAUUGUUCGGUGAUUACGUUCAUUUUCCAAAACCAGAUUAGCACAAUAUGGCGGAAAAAAUGAGUCACGAAAGAAUUAUAUGUUUAUAUAUGUUUAUAUUCUACUCAAAUUCUACCCAAUUUGGGGCUAAUCCCUCUACUGUAAGAUUAAUGCAGGCUACUGUAUACUUGCCCAUGCAACUGACAACCAAGAAGAAAUUUCUACAUGCAAUUUCUACUGUGGUAACCGUAACCCUGGCCAGGUUAAGCGGGCAAGCGUUACAUCGCAUCAUUAUCAAGUUACAUGUUUGUUUUCCACGUUAGUCACCGUAUGAAUAGAGUCCGUGACAAAGAAAAGAAACAAGCGUACGAUGAUCGUCACUGGACUCACAAAGAUCUUGAGGAGAUGACCGAGAGAGACUGGAGAAUAUUUAAAGAAGAUUUUGGUAUAUCAUGUAAAGGUAGAAAACACGAUUUUAAAUUAACUAGAUUAAAAAAGCCAUAUAAAAAUUAAGAUCUGCAUUCAAUUCUCCAAAUUUAUCUUGAUAUAUAUGUCAGAUAAUGUUUGGCCACUCAUGCAAGUAAAAUUGCUAUCCUAUAUAGGGUUUAAUUGAUACAUUUACGUUUGUUUCCAGUGUAAAUUGUAGCUAUCUCACUUAGAUCUGCUAAAUUUUAUGUAUUCUGCAUUCUCGCAUAACACAUUUUCAUUCUCGACAUUGGUCAAGAAUGUUUGUUCAGCUUUUUUCAAACAAUAUAUACUGGUUAGAAUACUUGUGAGACAUGAAAUCGGAUGCGUGUUGCACCUUUAGCCUAAAUGUGCUAUAACCACCUUACAAGUGUAAGCAAAAAUUAUGUACUAGAUAAAACAUGAGCAGCCGAUCUUUAUCUGAUAUACAAACUCGAGCCGAAGGCGAGAGUUUGUAUAUCAGAUAAAGAUCGGAUGCGAAUGUUUUAUCGUGCUUAAAAAGCGACCCAUCUUAUGAGUUCAUUGGCGAAGUAAUUUUAAAAAUAAACAUUGUCCAAGCCGAGAAAAUCAAAGUUAAAAUUUAUGUAAAUCAGGACAAAUUCUUAUCCGAUUUACAAACAUUGAUUAAACAUUCAUUUCUUUUGUAUUUUCCUCAUGAAUUGUUAAUGAGUUUUUUAAGUACUAGAUAAACACACGAUUUGUGUUGUUAUUAAGUGACAGUUCCCUCCUAGGCUUACAUGAAGAUGGUAUUUUUAGUAAAGUCUCCUUGUUGCUGUAUAACUGCGGGAUAUAUAAUAUUACAAUCUGCAGGAUUUAUUUUAAUUUGGUCGGUCACAAUAAUAGCCGACUGUUGACUGUUAUAAUCCAUACUGUUGGUUUAAAGCACUUACAGGAAAGGCGUUUAAGGCAUAUACUGUAACUGAUAUACUACAGAUAUAGAGCGUUUGCACUCAUUACCCAGGGACCAACUCAACAAAAGUCGCGGCGGCCAUGUUGAUGUUCCAGACAAAAGAGUCUAAUUAAAAUUAUUUUGAAUUGGAACACCAAUGUAGCGGCUGUGACGUCAUGUGCAAACGCUCUGUCAACCGUGUAAUUUUGGUUAAUUUUGUUUUUAUCCAUUUUCAGGUGGCCGAAUUCCAAAUCCGGUCAGAAAUUGGCAAGAAUCUCAUCUCCCACCUGAACUUUUAGAGACAAUCGAUAAACUCGAGUACAAGGUGGGUGGAGUGGUGGAUGCACAUUUUGAAAUUUUUAGUCCCAAGUACAGUCGUGUAGUAUUUGAAAUAUAGGAGGUUGAUGGCGCAGUGCUUAGUGUGUCUUUCACCUCUGCGAGCAGAGGUUCGAUUCAUGCAGUCUGCAGUUGCUUCAUUUUAAUUUCACCUAAAGACUUGUUUACACUUGCAAUUUUUGUUGCGACUUUAGGUGCGAUUUUCUUCUUUUGAUGGAUGUGAACGAGUGGAUAAGUUAUGACUGUUCAGAUGAGGGUACAUGUACUCCGAACAUUCGUAACUCAUUUACUCGUUCACAUCCAUCAGAAGGAGAAAAUCGCACUACAAAUCGCAGCAACAAUAGACCUUUCCCUUUUGAGUGAAAUUUUGAUCUAGACAAGUCUGGACAAAAAUUUCAUCAUAGCUUGAAAGAGCAUUACAAAAUUAGUAAUAUUCCGAAGUUUCGUUGCGAAAUGUUGUAAAAUGCGGAUAAUAUAGCCUUGCGAAGUUUGCCGUUUUUCAGUCAUUUUGUAUUACAAAUGGGAAAUUGAUAAUCAGUUUGAUCAUCUGAUUAUCAAUUUCCCGUUUGUAAUGCAAAAUGACUGAAAAACGGCAAACUUAGCUACGCUAUAUUAUCCGCAUUUUACAACAUUUCGCAACGAAACUUCGGAAUAUUACUAAUUUUGUGAUGCUCUUUCAAGCUGUGAUGAAAUUUUUGUCCAGGCAUAUCUAGAUCAAAAUUUCACUCAUAAGGGGAAACCCCGGGAAAGGUCUAUUGCAAGUGUAAACGGGCCUUAAGCCUGGUUUACAUAUGGUCGUAACGGUCGUAAAGAUUGAGUCACGAUCUUUCUCAUCAGCCGAAAUACAACAUUUUAGAACUGAAAAUACGCGGAGUGACUAUAACUAGAGAAUACUUAUGAUUUAUAUGUGGUUUACAGGUAUAAACUAUUAUAGACUGAUCGUUGAGAAAGAUCGUGACUCUAUUUUUACGACCAUUACAAGCAUAUGGAAACCAGGCUCUUGAAGAGUGCGUCUUUUUUUUACUCUACCAACCACUAUUUUUUAUUAUACCUACUGUAUAUUAUCUAUAAUAUUAAUCAAAUAUUUGAAUGUUAAAUAUGAAAUUGUGAGAAGAAUUUACAGGUAAUUGGUAUAUGUUUUUUUUUAAUUCUAUAGGACCCAACACCCAUUCAAAGACAAGCCAUUCCAAUUGGAUUACAAUGUCGUGACAUCAUUGGUGUUGCCGAAACCGGUACGUUAGUGGGGAUGUGCUGAUCAUCCUUACUUGCAGCCAUUGAACUAUAAGUAAAGUGGAACGAUAAGUUGGCCGCCAUCUUUGAAGCCGGUUAUGAGUGUUUUCUGCAGGUAGCCCCAGUCUUUUUUACAAAAUGGAUGCGAAAAAUACAGCUUAAAAAUUGUUAAUAUUUUCUUACUUUUACUUCUUGCAAGGCAUUUAUAGUAUCUCAGAGCACACUUAGACAACACAUCUUUUAUCUAAGGCACAUAAAAUAAGCAAAUAUUGUUUAGCUGCCGAAAUAUGACACGAACAAAACGAAACUCGGCAAAAAACCGCGCGAAAUCUAUGGUUUUUCUGAGUUUUGAGACUUUCCAGAAAGAGUUCAGAGACAAAUUUAUACAAUUUAUGUAGAAAAUCUUAGAUACGGUUGAUAAUGAAGUCCAAACAUCCAGAAACGUACUUUAAUAAGUUAAAAUUAAGGAUUAAAUUAGUAAAAAUACAUCGUGAAACUUUUUGUGUAUUUAUUUUCGUAUACAUACCUGCGAACAGGCUGCACUUGAGCGCCCGAAAUUUGGCUUCACCCAAACAUAGGCCUUUAUCAUAGGAGUUAUCGUUCCAGUUUAUUUAUAGUUCAAUGCUUGCAGCUGAGGGCUUAGUUGAAUUGCGAAGGAUGCAGUUCUACAUGAUCGAGUUGAGGUUUUCUAUAUAGGUCGCCUAUGUCUGGCACGUUAUGACAUUCUCUGUGGAAACCGAAAUACCCGUAGAAAAGCAACGACAUUCGGUAGCGUUGCCUGAUUCUUUUCACAUAAGUACUGAUGAGUGCGCGGAACCCUGGGUACGAGGCUGUGAGAAUCGAACUCGCGAUUCCGGAGGUGAAAAGCGCUUGCUGUGACGAUUGUCAGACGAUUGCGCCACCGUAAGGCAUGUAACUUCGUACCCAGGAACAAGAGAAAAUGAAAGCUUUUGAAAUUCUUGUUACAAAUCAAUAUACAUCAAUUCAGUGAUAAAUUAUUUACUAUAAUCAUCCUUUAAUAGUCAUCAUUAAAAACGUUGUAAACCGAAGUUCUUGAUAAAUAACAUUUUAGGGAAGACAAAACUCAAUUCCAUAUUGCGAUUACUCUGGGAAUCAAAACAUUUUUUCUAUGUUAAAAGCAUUUCUUAUAUUAAUAGCAUUAUUUAUAUUAAUAGCAUUAUUUGUUGUCUUUUGUGUCUAUAGGUAGUGGAAAGACAGCCGCGUUUGUUUUGCCGCUUCUUGUCUGGAUCAUGGGAUUACCAAAAAUCGUCAGGCAAGGCAAAAAUUGUAUCAUCUGCACAUUAACGCAUGCAUGGAUUGCUCGAUACACACUGAUCUGAAACGUAAACUGGAUAAUCCAUUUUUCACUGAACAGUAAACAUUCCAUGGACCUGUUCAUAUGAGUUCAGCAGCUACAGUAACCUGCCGCAUGCCCAUGUUAACGCAUGUAAAAUUCAAUUUAUGUUCGAAAGACGAGCCAGAAUAUACAAGAGACGAGCCAGCCCAGCAAUGUUGGGAUCUUACCGAGAGCCAGGGGCGCCGUGGGUCUCAUGUUUUGGGGAGGGCCAAGUGCAGUACUUUUCCGAAAAACCUCAAUGAGGAAAGAGUUUUCCGGACGACAACAUUUUAAAUCCCCCCGUCGACAACGUUUUAGGUAAUAAAUUUUCUGGACAAUAACAUUACAAUUGCUUUCGUAGCACUUUUCCCGAUUUUCGUAUCACUUUUUCCGAUGCUUCACCACGAACAUUCCGACAACAUUGAGAAUUUUCCGACCCAUGUCCCCCCCCCCCCCUGCCGAGAACGCUGUGUGGCAUCUCAGUCAAGGGAGAUAUAAUUUUCCUUUAUCCCACUUGACCGAGAUGGAAUUGUUUUUGCCAAUUAUGACCUGCAUAUAUAGUUGGAAUAUGAAAUAAGAAAAAUAUUAAUAGACCUCCUGGCAGAAUGUACAGUUUGUUCAAUCAAAACAGAAAGUAUCUCCAAAGCACUAUGCUUGCGUCGUUUCGUCCCAGCGAGGCCGGGUAUUAGAUGGGAUAAAAGCAGUCAUAUUGUAUGAACACAGAAAUUAUAUGAAUGAGCUCGUAUGAACAGGCCCGAAAGACCCAAUGAACAGUAUUUGUGUCUGUUUCUUUUUAGUACGUCUUCAACUUACCAAACUACAGUACCAGUUAAUUACAAAAUUUUGACAAAUAAAACACCUCCAAAAAAGAACGUUCUACCAUAGUACAGCACAUUAGAGUCAAGGACAAAAGGCUGAUUUCCAGUCAUUUUUGACACGAUAGAUCAAUGUGUAAUUGAUUUCCUAUUAUUCGACUUCUAGAGAACAAGACAUUGAUCAAGGACCUUACGCACUCAUCUUGGCUCCUACAAGAGAACUUGCACAACAGGUUGUACUGGGAAAUAUUUUAAGUAUACAAUAUACGACUAAGGGGGUGACCAAGUUCUUUCUGUCGCAACUCUAGAUUGAGGAAGAAACUUUAAAAUUUGCUAAACCACUUGGUGUGAGGACUGUGUCAGUAAUUGGCGGUGUAAGUACUUCACAUAAUGCUGAAUGAGAGGUUCAGAUUUCACUACCACUACCUCUCACUGGCUUAGUACGCAUCUGAUUGGUUAAUCGGAUAUAUCAAACGUAUCUGAUUGGUUAAUAGUGUGUUAAUGGUUAGUCAAAUCCGAACCUCUCUAUUGGUUGUAUAAGUGCGAUAUACUUGUAAAUGUUAGGCUCGCGAGAUUUAAUUAAACAAAAUGAUGCUGGAACUAAAGUUCAUGUAAUGCUUAUUUCAGAAUAUCUACCGUAUAUGUGAUCGACGUUAAAAUACGGGGGGAGGGGGGUGGGGGGGGGGUUAAAAAUGACUAGUAUACUUUCGUCUCGAAUUUCUGAUCAAUAGAUGAUUGAAUACAUGCAUCAAUUUUUGUUUUCAGUUAUCAAGAGAAGACCAAGGUUUUCAACUCAGGCUUGGUGUUGAGGUAUACGUGCUGCAUGGUUAUUGACUCCUUUGAUGUUAAAUUAACGUACUGUACAGUCGUGGGUAGAUUAUUGAAAAUCGAUUAAUUUUAUCAAUUUUCUUCUUUUGAUGUUUUGCGAUAAUGUAAUUUUUCUUUCAUUUUUCAAUAGAUUGUAAUUGCAACGCCUGGUCGUCUUAUUGACGUUUUGGGUAUGCUAUGUACAACUUCUUAAUAUAAAAAAUAUAACCUCAGACUCGUAGUAUGUAAGCGAUGCCUACAAAUUCAAUAGAGCCCAAGUCGUGAAAUAUUAAUUUUUAAUGAAUUAGUUCGUGGUCUUUUCUGAAAAAUCUAAAUCCUCCAUGAAUCCUCCAGUAAAUUUUAUAUAUUUAUUAGGCCCUGUGGAAGGAAUCGAAAUUGAAUUACUCUAGCUUGAAUUACUCCAGUUGCAAUUUUUCGCGACUUCAUGCUCCUGCAUGGUUAGGUAUAAUAAAUGUAAAAAAUUUACACUCGCAAUCCCCAUCUACAAAAUCCUUCACCAAUUACUGUAGUUUCUAUAGAGUGAGAUACCCUGAUAUAAUCCAUCUCUAACCCAAUAAAUAAUAUGUUGCUUCUUUCACUUUUUGUUUGAUUAGAAAAUCGUUAUCUCGUAUUAUCACGUUGUUCAUACAUUGUGUUGGAUGAGGUAUGUUGCUUGGGUAAUGUGCUAAAUAAUGACACCAGUCGGCCAAUGACAUCACAAUUGUGCGUGAUCGCAAGCUUUAGAACAACUUGGAACUAGGCAGUAAUGUGGCUGCUAUAAAGGCAUAGCUGAUUCUUACCCAUGCAGUCCGUCUCUGUUUUUUUCUGCUAUAUGGAGGACGAAUUUUAGUAAAUUAUUAUUUAGUAAAUACAAGUGAAGUUUUGAAAAGCAAAUUAUGGGAACGACCAACAAAUGAUCAUGAAUUGUUAUAACAAUUAUUGAAAGCUGCUUUCUCCCAUUAUGUAUUGUUAACUAAGAAUGCCUGAAAAAAUAUAUGAUAUGGUUUUCAGAAGAAAAAAGCUUUCUCAGGCUUCUGAAAACUGGCUCUCGGUAAUUUUCGCCCACUGAAUGGUACAUUUUUGUAAUUUUGUAAAGCUCCUUUUGAAAUGAUAUUGUGAAAUACUGGGCAAAAUUGACCAAAAACUGUAUGCAGUCAUCUUUCAAUUUAACAACUUUAUCGUUUCUGUAGGCUGAUCGUAUGAUAGACAUGGGAUUUGAACCUGACGUGCAGACAAUAUUAGAACAUAUUCCUAUUACUAAUCUGAAACCUGAUAAUGAUGAUGCUGAAGACCCAGCAAAAUUACUGGAAAGAGUUGCCACAAAAGAUCGCCUUCGCCAGGUGAGUUGAUGUAAUUAUUACAGUACUGUACAUAGAUAUCUUAUAUACACUAGAUAGCGCAUCUCUUUUAGUAAAAUUGAAGCCAAGAAUAUUCCAGCGGUUCCCCCCAAUUGAAUAGAUGGCGGCCAUGUUGAAGUUUCCCACUCGCUAAUAAACGAUUAAAAAACAACAAUAACAUUCAUCAUUUAAAAUAGUUUGGAAAUGUAUUUGGAAUAGGUUUAACUUAAUGUUUAAGUUCCCUGUUUAAGAAAUAAAAAACAUACGAGUCUUCUCAUUUCAUGGGAAUAUCCUGAGUCUGCAAUCACGGCUUCAAUUUUUGAAUUGCAGAAUAAUUAGAUGCACUAUCUAGUGUAUAUAAAAUAUCUAUGGUACUGUAGGACAUUAGCGGAGCUGUAAUCAAUCGGGGCAAGUCGAUAAUGAACAUUGAUCCGGAUUUCCACUUGCAAGAAAAAUUUCGCUGUCGAAGUUUUUCACUCAAUUUAAAUUAAAUUUUGGAUUGUGGGUGGUCAAAUACAACUGAUUUAUUCGUAUGGUAUUCAUAAGAAAUCAAGCGAAAUAUUUCGACGUCGAAAUAUUUCUCUGUACGUGAAAAUCCACCUUAUACUAAGGACUGCGGACUUUAAAUAACUUGUUUGUAUUUUACUCAAGUGGGUACAAUUUGGGGCUAAUACCUGACAACACCAGCUAACUGACAUCGAUCUGACGAUCAUUCCCAUCAUGCACCACGAAAAUAUAAUUAACCCACAAACUCGCUUUUUCGAACUUCACUGGUACGGACGAUAUGGAGAAAAUAACUGAGCGCAACUAAGAACACGGAGGCAAUAAAGGUUACCUUUUUAGACGGUUAUUUAUUUUCUGUAGACGGUUAUGUUUACAGCAACGAUGCCUCCAUCUGUUGAGCGGCUGGCACGGAGCUAUCUGAGGUGAGUUAGCGCAUAUUUGAUCAUGACGCAUUUCACACUGCAUGGACAGCUCUAUCAGAAGUCAGUGCUGAACUGUUCUCCCUCAAGCGUUUGGGUCAUCCCACACGCCACAUGCAACUGAGGCGAGGUAAUCAUGCACUAACCAUGACCAUUGUCUCACCAACACUUUCUGUAUUUUGUAGUACAAGACUUAUUAGACUUAUUUUAAAACUAGGUAAAGAGAUGCAAAUAAAACACCACAGCCAGAAAGAGCACACUAAAAUGAGUAAAAUUGCAAAGUUUGGUUGUGAAAUGUUGUAAAAUGCGGAAAUAUAUAGCCUUGCAAAGUUUGCAAAUUUUGUAUACUUUUGUAUUGCAUGCGGAAUUUGCUACCAUUUUCGGCCCUCCGUUUAGUCGUCGUUUAGACCCACUUUAUUUGCUUUUCGUAUUUGUUUUCAGGCGACCCGCGGUUGUAUAUAUUGGCUCAACUGGUAUGUAUUAUACACGUAUUUCGAAAUACUCACCAGUCAGAAAACUUCAGGCACUCAGGAAAUAUUAUGGUGCAUUGUGUAGAGUUUAGUGCCGUAUCCAGAAGUUAUUUUGGACACACAGAUCUGUUGCGCUAUUGAGCGUUGCGUCAUUAGCCAAAAGGUCGAGAACCAUUAGGGGUAGAAGGUCAUCGACUCUGGUUUAUGCCACAAGGAAAGUUUUGAAAUUAAGUGCCCUCCAUUUUGAGAUGUGAUUCUUCACAUUGGGAGGGGUGAUUUUUAAGAGCUCUUAUAUUUGGCUAAGGUAAACACGGAUAGGAAAAGUAGACUGUAAAAUAUUUGUACACUGUUUUGUACAUUCAAUUUAUUGUUCCGACGCUACAUUUUAUUUGUUUAAAAUAUUUCAAGGCAAACCAACAGAACGGGUUGUACAGAUUGUGCACUUGAUGACAGAACAAAAAAAGAGGUAGGCUAAAUUACAUCAUUGAUAUAUAAUAUACGAUAGUAUAGGGUAUUAUAGGGAUAGGAUAAAACGCGUGAACAUUUCGAGUAUGUCAUCAAAAGUCAGUCGAAGUGGGCGUCAAGCAGGAUAGAAGAAUGCCCUCUUUUGCAUAAAAUGCUAAAUUCAUGCUCAAAUAUAAGAAUAUCACGCUUUCAUGGUUGAAAAAAACUUGGUUGAAAAACUUACUAUUAAAAUAAUAGGUUUUAUUAAUCCAUCUUUAGAUAAAGAAUACAAUCAGUUUAUUAGCAUUCAAGAGACCAUAGCAAAAAUAUUGGGAUGGACAAUCGCCCUCUCCCAGUGUCCGCCAAUUUGUAUAGUCGACCUUUUUACUGGUAUUUGAUAUAUCAUUCAAGGCUAGGCCAUUCAUUAUUUUAAGAUAUGCAUUGUUGUUGUUGUUGUUGUUGUUGUUGUUGUUGUUGUUGUUGUUGUUGUUGUUGUCGUCGUCGUCGUCGUCGUCGUCGUCGUCGUCGUCUUGUUAUUCAAUUGUUGUUGUGUUAUUGUUGUUGCCAAUUUAGUGGUGUGGAUCACGUCCAUGUCAAAAUUGUUUGUUUAUCGUAAUUUACUUAUUACGUUUAGAACAAUAACAAGAUUCAAAUUUAUAAUUGUAUUUCUACCUCGCCUGCCAUAUAGGAAAAAGCUUUUGGAAAUUCUUAGCAGCGGCGAUAUGCAACCCCCAAUCAUGGUGUUUGUCAACCAGAAAAAGGUCAGACAUUUAAAUUACGCAAUUAAAUAAUGAACAUUAUAUAUAUAUAUAUCAGUUCUUAAAAUAUCAACAUGUACAUUUUGUUUGACAGGGAGCAGAUGUUCUUGCAAAAUCACUGGAAAAAAUGGGGGUAAUUCUGUAUUGAUAUGCUAUAAAAUAUUAUAUUUUUUAUCCGAAAAUAUAAGGCCUGCUUGUCGCUGAGAUUUCAAGUCUGAGCACAGAGUUGUCUUUCCAUGCAGGGUUAUAGGCAUACUAUAAACGCAUUCAUUAAAUGCUAGUCUUAAAUUGAAGGGGAUAUAGCUAUACGAAAUGAUGGGUAUAUAAUUAAUAAUAGUGGGUAUAUUUACACCACCACGUAGGUUUUCAGUUUUGAUGUGCACCUCAGCCAACGUUAUCCAAUUCAUGUAUUAUUAUUCUUUAUAUAGUACAGGGCAGUUACUCUUCAUGGUGGAAAAAAUCAAGAAUCAAGGUAAAGUGACCUUUACUUUCUAGUCUUGGAAAUUUCAGAAGGAAGGGGACGAAGAUUUUUCAAUUAGAAUUUCAGGCUUUUCCCGCACACUUGCUAAAACAUGACGCACGUCUUUUUCACGCAUAGUUUUUGAAAUUUAUGGUUUAGAAAUGCCUUUGGGGAAUAACAGUGCCAUUUAUUGUGCAGACCAAAAAGCAAUCAAUCCAUAAAAUAAUUUAACAUGUCUAUAAAACUGUUCUUUGAUUCUGAUGGCGCAUGGCACAUAUAGGCGCGCGCGCUGGAUCGAGUUCCUUUUCAGGCAAGGCUUGAUUGGAAUAGAUUUAAUAGACUUAAACAGGUUUUCUCAGAUAAACAUUCUACAAAUAACGAAUGUUUGUGAGUGCAAUGGUAAGAAUAUUUUAAUGAGCUCGUAUGAGUUGAAAGAUGGUAAUUCCAGUCAACGUGGCGAAGUCUUUUACCGAAUGAAAAUAUUCUUAUCAUUGCACUAAUGAAAACAUUCAUUUUCUGUUUUAUAUAACACCAUAUGAUGAUAUAGUAUUGAAUGAUUUAUCGAGUAAUUAUAAAAUAAACAAAUAGUCAAAACAGUCUAACAAACAAUACUGAAUUUAAUGCAGCCCGCGGUAUAGAUAAAACGCAGUGGAGAAAAUGAGUCAUGCAAUGGAUUCAUUUCAUUGCAGGGUCAGUGAAAUGGAAACUUCUAUUUUAAACUUUUUAUUCAAUUUUAAAAUCUUUAACGAGCGCUAUUUCUUCAGAGAGUUUGCAUUGGCAAGUUUGAAGAACGGCAGUAAAGAUAUUUUAGUGGCCACAGAUGUUGCAGGUCGUGGUAUUGAUGUUAGGUGAGUUAAUUGUUGUUAUUAUACAUUUAAUAUGUAUUCUCGUUUCUAAUUGGUCAGAAAGCACCGGCUAAUUUUCAGUAUUCCGCAUUUAUUACGUAUUUUCCGCCGAUGUCGUCAUCAGCGUCCAAUAAUUGUUUUUUUGGAUCGAACUUGCAUCCAAAAAAAAAAUUAUUGGACUCUCUUGUGCCCAAACCCUUGCGCGGCCAAAAGCUUGGUCCUAAAGCGCGCGAAAAAAAAACAAACAAUGGCCUACAGCAGAUUUGCUUCGUUGAAUGAAAGUGAACUCUCCAAAUUAUUGGCAGAUAAGGAUAGUGAAAGGACGAAAAAAGCCACAAAGGGGUAAAUAGAAGUAGAAAUAGAAUAUUUAGCUGACCUUUGACUUUGUGCAAGGUGUUUGAUAUUCAAAUUGUACUUUUCCUACCUCAUGAACAGGAAUCGUUUUAUACGUUUCUCAUGUCUUUAAAUGUAUAAUAAAACAAUUAUUGGAUUCGGCUUUCGUAUGAUAUCAAGAAUUAUUCAGACCUCGGUCUAUGUUAUCCGCCUCAGCUUCGCUUCGGCAGAUAACAUUGACCUCGGUCUGAAUAAUUCUUGAUAUCAUGCUCAGCCUCAUCCAAUAAUUGCUUAUUAUUAUACAUUUAAUAUGUAUUCUCGUUUCUAAUUGGUCAGAAAGCACCGGCUAAUUUUCAGUAUUCGGCAUUUAUUACGUAUUUUCCGCCGAUGACGUCAUCAGCGUCCAAUAAUUGUUUUUUUGGAUCGAACUUGCAUCCAAAAAAAAAAAUAUUGGACUCUCUCGUGCCCAAACCCUUGUGCGGCCAAAAGCUUGAACCUAUAAGCGCGCGAAAAAAAAAAACAAACAAUGGCCUACAGCAGUUUUGCUUUGCUGAAUGAAAGUGAACUCUCCAAAUUAUUGGCAGAUCAGGAUAGUGAAAGCACGAAAAAAGCCACAAAGGGGUAAAUAGAAGUAGAAAUAGAAUAUUUAGCUGACCUUUGACUUUGUGCAAAUGUUUGAUAUUCAAAUUGUACUUUUCCUACCUCAUGAACAGGAAGCGUUUUAUACGUUUCUCAUGUCUUUAAAUGUAUAAUAAAACAAUUAUUGGAUUCGGCUUUCGCAUGAUAUCAAGAAUUAUUCAGACCUCGGUCUAUGUUAUCCGCCUCAGCUUCGCUUCGGCAGAUAACAUUGACCUCGGUCUGAAUAAUCCUUGAUAUCAUGCUCAGCCUCAUCCAAUAAUUGCUUAUUAUCAUUUUUCUUCUCACCUUGAUACUAAGUGCUUUGUUGAUUUUGCUUGUACAGGCCCGUAGCUAUUAAAGCUUGACAAAAAUUCCUGAGUCCUACAUCGGACUUAACCUUAAUUUUUGCCUGCAUACACCUCAACUCUUCAACCCUUAAAACUGCCAGCUACGCAGGUUUUUAUGUGUUAGCAGGGGUGGGGGAAAUAGCGGACUAUGGGUCACAGGAACGUUUUGUGGUCAGCACAAAUAAAAUGGAAAAAUAUCAACAUGAAAAUCAAAACAACAUAAAUGAAACUGCAUUCAGCAGAUGAAAUGCAUCCACAGCAAGGUGGCUCAGCAGUGAUCUCGUACCAUUCCAACCUGAAGGCUUGGAUGUUACGUGUUUAAGCCCUGUGUUAGAUUCGGCAAUUUUCCCGAGCUCUAACAGUCUGUACAAGUAUAACAGUCUGUACAAGCAAAACCAAAAUUAGGUUAUUACUGUAGUACACAAGUUGUUUUGAUGAAAUUUGAACGUAAAGUUUUGAUCAAGUCCCGAGUUAUAGCAAUCCCAGUGUGGCUAAUUGCACGCCGCUUUACUUUUUCAGAGAUGUUUCCUUAGUUCUUAAUUACGACAUGGCAAAAUCUAUUGAAGGUAAAUCUUUGUUUUUGUUAAAUGAAAUUACGCCAGGUCAUACGUGAAACCAUUGUCAGUGUUAAUGCACAUUCAUCGUAGGCAAACUAGCCUUGGGAAACAUUGUAGCGGAAGCAUUUUAAAAUGUUGAUGUUUUUGAUAAGUUGGAAACAUUGUUGCCAAAAUAAAUAUUUUCCUUUGUAAAACCCGUGAAAUAUUUCUUUAGACUACACCCAUCGUAUCGGGCGUACAGGUCGUGCAGGAAAGAGUGGUACGGCAAUAAGUUUCCUUACUCAAGAGGAUUCUGGUGUUUUCUACGAUCUAAAACAACUUCUUAUCGAUAGUCCUGUAAGUAUUGAACGAAGUAUACAUUUAGGUUUUUUACACUUAAUUUUAACACUUAAUUUGUUUAUUGUGUAACUGGUCGGCCACCGAAUGACUUUUCCUCAGUUAGUCAGUUAAUUAGCUGAGAUGCAUUGGUGUUUUACAUCGGUUCUACCUGUUACCUUUAAUAUCAGAAUCAGAUUUCCGACUAACCGAAAUAACUGCAUGCGAAACCGAUUCAGAAUUUGAAAGAAAACCAAUGCUCUAUGUGUUGACUAGGAAGUGAAAAUAGGGCAAGUUUGAUGAACUGCCGAAACCUAUCAAUAUGUAUUGAAUAACUCACACUCAUUGAUAUCAAAAUUGAUCAUAAUACUUUAUCUACUGUAUAUCAAGUCCUGGGAGUGGUUGAAGUUAACGCGCGGGAAAUUGCACUUUCAAAAGAACUGAAGAGAGCUUCAAUUGGGGAAAAUUCAAUCCUUUCAAAAAUCCUUUUUUGACUGUUUUAACCCCCGAUUUAUUCCAGUUUAUUGACACCCGAAGGGGUAGUCCCAGCAAGUCUAGCAAAUUUAAUACACCCCCAUGAAACAACACUCACGUCUUCGUUGGCAGACAAAAAUUAUUUGUGUUACCCCUAGAGAUCUUUUUGAAAGACGGUCAUGCCUUUUCCGCCAUGUAACGAUCAUGAUAAUUCAUUGUUUAGGUGAGCACGUGUCCGAAAGAACUUGAAAAUCAUCCGGAUGCUCAACACAAACCAGGACAGGUUAUGAUGAAAAAGAGGAAAGAUGAAACAAUCUUCGUAUGAUUAUCACAUUUUUAUCUCCGUAAUGUAUUAUAAAUGUAGCUUGCUAAACAAAUUUUCACCAAUCACAAAAUACACGGACGAAAACUGGUCAUAUAACACAGUAGGUCGUGGAGAAAUUGAAAACUGUAGUGGAGCAAAACAGAGAAUGCAAACGUUGCUUGAGUUACCCGCUUUGCUUUGUAUAACUUUCCCAAAUAUAAAUUCAAGAUGGCGACCGAAAA
Molecule: messenger RNA, 29668 nt
Organism: Paramuricea clavata
Lineage: Eukaryota; Metazoa; Cnidaria; Anthozoa; Malacalcyonacea; Plexauridae
Source: the annotation of a GenBank genome assembly